CUCUCUUCAUACAGAAGCUGUGAAUGGUAGUCAGCUCCUCGUAUUUCGCUCCGCUGGUGAGCACCCCGCCAGUCACAGUGGAGACUGAGCAGAGCGCACAGCUACAGACAGCGACCUGCUACUGUCAUGAAAAAUAACUGGAACUGUAGUGGAUAUUUUUCGUACAAACAUAUGAGAUCGCUGCUCUAAAGGCACCGACACACACUUGAUUUGUGUUUUUUAUUCAAAGGAUUUACUGCGCGCUAAAGUGACCAUGGCACAUUUUACGCACUGCAGGUAACCGGUGUUUUGGAGUCUUAAACCAUCAAAACUAUGGAUUAAACAAUAAUACAUUCCCCCUAAUCCAGGAGAGCUCAAAUGGCGGCACUUCGCAGGAAAUUUGGAGAAGACUAUCAGGUAGUUAACACAAAUCAGGCAACCACUUUUACUGCUCCGGUGAAGAAGAAACGCCAGCGCUUCGUGGAUAAGAACGGUCGCUGCAAUGUGCAGCACGGAAACCUGGGAGGAGAGACCAGCAGGUACCUCUCUGACCUCUUCACAACUUUAGUGGACCUAAAGUGGAGAUGGAAUCUGCUCAUCUUCAUCCUAACUUACACGAUCGCGUGGCUGGUCAUGGCUUCAAUGUGGUGGCUCAUCGCGUACAUCAGAGGAGAUCUAAAUCACGGCCAUGACUCUUCCUACACCCCCUGCGUGGCAAAUGUUUACAACUUUCCCUCAGCUUUUCUGUUCUUCAUCGAGACUGAGGCCACGAUUGGUUACGGCUACCGGUACAUAACAGAGAAAUGUCCGGAGGGGAUCAUCCUCUUCUUGUUUCAGUCUCUGCUGGGCUCUAUAGUGGACGCUUUUCUCAUCGGCUGCAUGUUUAUUAAAAUGUCCCAACCAAAGAAGCGCGCAGAGACGCUCAUGUUUAGCCAGACCGCGGUGAUUUCCCAGAGAGAUGGGAAACUGUGCCUCAUGUUCCGCGUGGGGAACCUGCGGAACAGCCACAUGGUGUCCGCUCAGAUCAGGUGUAAACUCAUAAAGUCCCGUCAGACACCCGAGGGCGAGUUCCUACCUCUGGACCAGUGUGAACUGGAUGUUGGCUUUGGGACAGGUGCAGACCAGCUCUUUCUGGUGUCUCCUCUAACCAUUUGCCACGAAAUCAACCCCAAGAGCCCCUUCUUCGACUUAUCACAGCGCUCCCUCAAGAACGAAGAGUUUGAGAUAGUCGUUAUCCUGGAGGGCAUCGUGGAGACCACUGGUAUGACAUGCCAGGCUAGGACUUCCUACACAGAGGAUGAGGUUUUAUGGGGCCAUCGCUUCCUGCCGGUGAUGUCCCUGGAGGAAGGCUUUUUCAGGGUAGAUUACUCUCAGUUCCACAGCACAUUCGAGGUACCAACACCUGCAUACAGCGUCAAGGAAUACGAGGAAAAGAACUCACUGCCCUCCCCUGUAUCUACUCCCACGCCUGCACUGACUGAGAGCCACGGUGCCAGGCGAAACCGUGUGUUUUCUGUGGAUUGCAUCAACACUUCAGAGGAAAGGGGUCGUCAUGGGGGCAUUGGGGGUCGUCUGCCGAGCAAGCUGCAGAGGAUGAGUUCAUCAGGGAAGGAGGACCUGCAAAGGAAAGUGCUUAUGCUCAGCUCCCAGCACUCAGAAAAGGCCUGCAGCACAGGAGACCUGCCCCUUAAGCUCCAACGCCUCAGCUCAUCACCGGGACCUGAGGCGGAGAACAGGCUGCAGCUCAAGUCCCUCAAGGUAGGCUUUGAACCCAUGACACAGUCGACUGGAGAUCUGUACCAGCACAGCUUAGCACCAACACUGUCCCCUGCUCCAGUCCCGAUGCACAGCCCACUUCUUUCAGGCGGAAGGCCGGAGGACAACUUACCUGCGAAGCUGCGGAGGAUGAACGCUGACCGCUGAAACCCAAACUGUUGCAGCCCACAACAAAAGACUCUGAGAGACGGACGGAGGAAGACUAAGGGAUGUAUUUCGCAUUGGGAGGGUUUGAAAUGGGUACAAAUUAUUUAUUAGUUUUUUCUUGACACACAAUCUUUACUGGGAUUACUGUGAUUUUUGUGUUUCAUAGCAGAGGUAUUCACGCAGGCUUUAUUACACAUGAUACAAGGAAACACAAACUUCAUGCUAAAUUUCCAAAUUUGAUGAAUCUGCAAGAGUUCAUGACUGCACGUACAGACUAUAUCCAUUGUUCAAUGUAUGCACCACUGAAAUGAAUUGUCAACCUUAGUUUUAUCUUAAUAUAAAUUAUAUUAAAGAAUGAUAAUAAAUGCUGAGCUUUC
Messenger RNA from Labrus mixtus (cuckoo wrasse), 2279 nucleotides. RefSeq names its product potassium inwardly rectifying channel subfamily J member 19a (gene kcnj19a). Gene Ontology annotation, cellular component: plasma membrane. The record is from RefSeq and is a predicted model, not a curated record. Gene Ontology annotation, biological process: potassium ion import across plasma membrane; regulation of monoatomic ion transmembrane transport. Gene Ontology annotation, molecular function: G-protein activated inward rectifier potassium channel activity. Bases 358 to 1902 code for a protein of 514 amino acids. The transcript has 3 exons. Lineage: Eukaryota; Metazoa; Chordata; Actinopteri; Labriformes; Labridae.